This is a messenger RNA of Synchiropus splendidus (mandarinfish), 4412 nucleotides long. RefSeq names its product integrin alpha-M-like. Gene Ontology annotation, cellular component: integrin complex; external side of plasma membrane. Gene Ontology annotation, biological process: cell adhesion mediated by integrin; integrin-mediated signaling pathway; cell-cell adhesion. Bases 74 to 3562 code for a protein of 1162 amino acids. The record is from RefSeq and is a predicted model, not a curated record. The transcript is spliced from 29 exons. Gene Ontology annotation, molecular function: integrin binding. Lineage: Eukaryota; Metazoa; Chordata; Actinopteri; Syngnathiformes; Callionymidae.
CUCCCUUGAACAGUGUGCUCUUGCUCCCUUUGGUUGGGUCGGUGUCACUGGAGUGCCAGCUUCAGUUUUCUCCAUGGACUGGACUAUUUGUACCACGGUCUUACUGACAGUGUUUGUAGCUGUCAAGAGUUUCAACGUUGACCCAGUUGGCUGGCGCAUCCUGGGUCAUUCGGCAGCUGGUUUCGGAUACCAAGUGGUGCAGAGACGUACCGACUUACUGAUAAGUGCUCCGCUUGAACAGUAUUCACGAACUGGACGGGGGGAAAUAUUCCGGUGUAGUACUACCUCAUGCAAAGGCAUUAAAAUAUCCGUGCCACAGUUUGCCGUCAACAUGUCUCUGGGUUUGACGAUGGUGGCUAAUCCCAGCACAGGAGACACUUUGGCUUGUGGUCCCACUAUCCCAAAAGACUGUCGAAGCAUCACCAUGUACACCGGUGCCUGUCUUCAGAUUAGCUCAUCAGAUGUCCUAGGACCUUUCGUUCCACCUUCAAACGCUGAGUGUCAGACGGGGGCUGACAUUGCAUUUCUCUUAGACGGUUCUGGGAGUGUGUACUCAACAGAUUUCUCUAAAAUGAAGGUCUUUGUGAAAAAUCUGGUGAAAUCAUUCCUUGGAACAGAUACCAAGUUUUCCAUCACAGAGUUUGCCACUGAUCCAAAAGUUUCUCAAUACUUCAACUCUUUUGAUAUCAGAAAUUGGGAGCAUCAGAUAAAUGCUGUCCAGCAAAGUUAUGGCUGGACGUACACCGCCAAGGCGAUCAAACACAUUGUGAAUUACGUUUUUACACCGAGUCGAGGAUCCAGGCCGAAUGUGAAGAAGAUUUUAAUCGUAAUUACAGAUGGAGCAUCUACUGACCCUGCAGAAUUGCCAGGUGCAGCAGCUUCAGCAAAGGCUAAAGGCAUUGUUCCAUUUGCAAUCGGGGUUGGCUCAGCGUUUAGGGACUCCAAUGCAUAUGCAGAACUGGUUACUAUAGCUUCAUCGCCCAAAAACGUCUUCCAAGUGGAGAACUUCAGCGCCCUGGACAGAAUACGUCAGACCUUACAGGAGAAAAUAUUUUCCAUCGAAGGGUCACAAACAGGCGGGGCGUCGCUUAAAAUGGAGAUGGCACAACAUGGAUUCAGCGCGGCCUACGUCACAGGAGGGAUGCUGAUGUCUGUUGUUGGUGCGAACCAGUGGAGGGGAGGCUUCCUGGAUUAUGCCUCCAGUGGGAGCAAAAGGACCUCCUACCUGCCCCUGAACAUGCUGGCUGACAGCUACUUGGGUUACUCCAUGGCAGUUGCCCAGACCCCGAAUGGCCAAGUAACAGUUGUUGGAGCGCCCAGAUACGAUCACAGAGGAAUUGUAGUAGCUAUUCGACAGGGCAGCGACCAAAUUAUUGAUCCUUAUAAGUGGGAGUACAUGAUCGGGGGAUAUUUCGGGGCAGUGGUUUGUGCCAUGAUGGUGGAUGGUGAUUCCUUCACUGAUCUCAUCCUAAUAUCUGCCCCGAUGUUCAUGGAGAACAAUCGCGAGGGGAAGGUGUAUGUGUGCAGAAUGAAUGUUCUGACUGUAGAGUGCGCCUUCGAUUCUCCACUGGUGCUGAGAGGAGUGGAGGGUCACAUUGGACGGUUUGGUGCUUCUCUGGCCGCCUUGCCUGACCUGAACGGAGACGGAUUCAAUGACUUGGCAGUUGGUGCUCCGUUAGAAAAUGACGGUCAAGGAAGCGUUUACAUUUUCCAGGGUGCAGGACAGGGAACAAUUGAUCCAUCCUUUUCACAGAGGAUACAAGCUUCGGAGGUGAACUCAGCACUCAGGUUCUUUGGCAUGUCAAUCGGCCAGUCCUCCAAUGACCUCAGCAUGGACGGACUUCCUGACCUGGCAGUGGGGUCGAAAGGAAAGGUGGUGAUUCUCAGGUCCAGGCCGAUCAUGAUGGUGGAAGCUUUGGUUUCCUUUGAACCUGACCAGAUCCCGACUCAGAACGUCGACUGCGCGGCACCACUGACCAAUGAGGCGACCGUCUGCUUCAUUAUGAGAACCCAACACACAACCUUCGCAACAGCUGCAGCAAUGAUCAAUUACACUUUGAAACUGGAUGCCACGCGCAGGGUCCCAAGCAACAGAGCCUACAUCAAAGACCAAAAUCGAGAACAUUCUGGAUCCAUCAGGCUUGACUUGAUGCAGCAGAAAUGUGAGAAAGUGAAGUUCUUUAUUGAGCCAUGCGCAGAAGAUGUUCUCAAUGCCAUCAACAACGAGCUUAAAUUCACCUUUGAUGCAUUUCCGUCCGCCCAGAAUCUGAAGCCAAGCCUUGCUCAGCAAGCUCAGACGACCACAUUUCAUCCGCUGGACUUUGAGAUCAAUUGCGGCCAGGACAACAACUGUGUCGACAACCUGAUUGUGGCUUUCAACUUCACAAGCUCUUCAGCAGUCAAAGUGGGAAUUGACGAGCUGGUGGACAUCACUGUGUCCGUUGAGAACACAAGGGAAAACUCGUACAACGCCCUAGUCACUCUGACUUACCCCCAAGGCCUGUCUUACAGGAGGUUUUCAAGUCGGAUGGGCAGAAUCCAAUGUAACUCGCUGGAUGGUGAAGAUGGGAUAUCCAGAGGAAAGACCGAGUGCACUGUUGACAAGCCCAUUUUCAAGACAAACACAAUGGCGAUAUUCAUCGUUUCCUAUGGGAUUGAACCCAACAGCCAUUUUGACAGAAGCAUUCUUAUCACAGCAAAUGCCACGAGCGGAAAUAAACAACACUCACCAACAAGUGAGCUUUUCAAAACAAACACUAUUGAUGUGAAGUAUGGCAUCUUCAUGACACUUCAAAGCUCACUCAGCUACACCAAUUUCAGCUUUGUAGAAAGGGAUUCGGAGAAACCCAUCAAACAAUCCAUUACGGUGAGCAAUGACAUCAGAGCCCUGAAUUUCACCGUGGCGAUCAGGGUGCCGGUGAAGCUUGGCGAAAAAGACAUCUGGGCUGAUUCUGAUAGUCUGCAGAUUCCCGGUUGCCAAACGCACGGUGAUGAAAGACCAACCGUGACUGAAUUUGUUGCUGAGAUACAGAAAACUAAAGUUGUGGUAGGUCUAACAGCAUCGGCCACACGCAUGUAUAUGUAUAUGCCUGUAUUACUAGUUGCUAUCACGCAGGACUGUUCAGUAGCAACGUGCAGAGUGUUCAAGUGCGCACGGUUCAUGGGACGACUGGAGACCAGGCAGUACGAAAUCUCCGCCAACGUCAGCUCACGAUGGAUAGAGCAGAUUGAACUCAAUGCUGCCAAGUUUGUUUUGACCAGCACUGCCAGUCUGGAGUACGACACCGACCAGUACAUCUUCUUUUCCACCACUUCAAACAAUCAACCUCCAGUGCGCAAGAUUGAGGCAGAGGUGGAUGUGUACCCUGAGCCGGACUACACCAAAGAGAUAGCUGGAGGAUCUGUGGGGGGCUUGGUUUUCCUGGCCGUACUCACAGCGGCUCUGUAUAAGGCCGGAUUUUUCAAGAGCAAGUACCAGCAAAUGAUAAAUCAGAACACAGAGACGACGGAGCUUGCUGGGGCAGAUGCUGAAACACCCGUCUCUGAGCCUGAAACCAGCUGAUUGUCUGGCUUGCUUCUUAUCCGCAGUGUUGUUUUAGUACUUAUCGACAUCUUUAGAUGAGCGUUUGAGUGUUAUAGCAAGCACAGUUCUUAUUUAGUUUGGUUUGAUCUCUAAUCUUUUAUUGCUGCUUCGAUUGGCUCAGUUUGAUGUCAUUCUUCAUAAGUUGUGAUUAUUGCGCUAACUAGACAUCAUCUUUUACUUUGGCUUUCAUUACAAGCUGAAAUGCAAUUGUUUCCAUGAUUUAUUAGAUUAGAGUCGACUGCCAUGGUGCUUCCCACACUGCGGUUUGUUGAGCAUAAACUGUCCAAUGCAUUUGCAGGUUACUUCGAGUGAAUAAACAUAUCCUGUCGACUGAGUUUUAUGACUAACAGGCAUGUCGAUGAUGAGUUUAUCCAUGAGCCUAACAUGCUGUGGUAGUCAUGUGCUCUGAACAGAUUUAACUGCACUGUUUGAUGCACUUCAUUCACUGUCUAGAGCUGAGCCCCUGACUGCACCUGGGAAAUGUAUAGAGGUGCCAAGGUUUGGAGACACACCUAUUCAAAUCACACACAGCGCGUUUCACGACUUGAAGCAACUUGUAAAGAGCUUUUAUGGUUUCGGUACGUGAAGUCAAGCCAAGAAUCCCUCCCAUCUAAAUGACACAAGCAUUUAGGACCUCAGAAAGCACGUCUGAACAACAGGUUUCUGUUAUAAUAAUACAUCAGAUCUACUCCAGCAGCUCUUAAACAGCUGGUGUCUUUCGCUCUUAUAAAGUCUCCCCCUCACAACAAUCGCUGCAGGAAAACAGACGCUUCCACUUGCAUUAAAUAGUCUGAUAUGCAGCAUGAAUCUUCUUCAUCUACAUCUUCAU